ACGAACCGAGCUGGGCCAGCUUCAUGGCGGGACGCCAAAAGGAGAAGGAAGUGCCAGACGAGGUCCAUCAGAACCAGAUCUUGCGGGAAUUGUACCUCAAAGAGUUACGAACCCAGAAACUCUACACGCAGUACCACGUGAAUCCCCUCCGAAAGGUUCAUACAAUCACCAGAAAGCCUAUGUCUUGGCAUGAUAACCUGGAGGAACCUGCAGAUGUCAGGUUUCUGAAUCUCAUUCACCAUGCUGCCCAGGGCCCGAGGAAGAAAUACUGUGAGACACAGACUGAGAACCACGAAAUCGGCUGGCAGUCACAGCCCCUGAUCGACCCCGCCCAUAGUGACCGCAGGCUGAACCACUUCAAGGUCUUCAAUGACAUCACCCUGUACAAGGCCAAACUGUGGCAGUUGGGAGCAGGCUACAGCCGCAAGUAGCAUGCCAGCAGCGAUGGUGAUCCUGUGUCUCACGCCCCAAGGGCAGCCGUCCAGAUCAAUAAAUAACACUUUAACACUGAAGUCUG
Molecule: messenger RNA, 517 nt
Organism: Echinops telfairi (small Madagascar hedgehog)
Lineage: Eukaryota; Metazoa; Chordata; Mammalia; Afrosoricida; Tenrecidae
Gene: CFAP144
Product: family with sequence similarity 183 member A
Exons: 4
Coding region: 24-431 (135 amino acids)
Cellular component (GO): ciliary base
Source: RefSeq, a predicted model, not a curated record